Lingula anatina is the source of this 1794-nucleotide messenger RNA. RefSeq lists its product as uncharacterized. Gene Ontology annotation, molecular function: adenosine kinase activity. Lineage: Eukaryota; Metazoa; Brachiopoda; Lingulata; Lingulida; Lingulidae. Gene Ontology annotation, cellular component: cytosol; nucleus. The record is from RefSeq and is a predicted model, not a curated record. Gene Ontology annotation, biological process: purine nucleobase metabolic process; purine ribonucleoside salvage.
AACCUAAUACAGGUGUAAGAAUUCACAUGCAGGUAAGUAGGUCAAGGGAAAGGACCACUGUAUUUCACACAUGACCUACAUAUGAACCAGCUCAGCAUGUUUACCCAGCACACAAUACACUAGUGCAUAGCAAUGCUUUUUCACUUUACUUCGGCCUGAGUGCAGCAAUCAAUACACAGACUAUGCGUAUAACCGUAAAGCUGCACACUUUCCUCCAGACGUUUCUUCCAAUAUCAGUCAAAUUCCAGAGAAUGAUUCAAAUAAGCCUCCAGGAUGUGUCUGACCAGGUAAAAGCUAGCAAGCGUCGGAAAGUGCAGAUUGAUCCUAAGAUGGCCGCUGACGUCCCAGAGGGAGUGUUGCUUGGGCUUGGAAACCCCCUCCUGGAUAUGACUGUCACGGCAGACGUGGAGUUCUUGAAAAAGUACGACCUGGAGGCCAACAAUGCCAUAAUUGCUGAGGAAAAGCAUGAAGGCAUGUUUAGAGAACUGACAGAAAAAUACAAACCCACUUAUAUGCCAGGAGGUGCCACCCAGAACUCUAUUCGUGUGGCCCAGUGGUUACUAGGGAAGUCCAAUGCAACUACUUUUAUGGGGUGCGUGGGACAGGACGACUUAGCUGAAAUCUUAAGAAACAAAGCUGCAGAAGUUGGUGUUAAUGUUCACUACCAGGUCAAUAAAGAUUAUCCUACAGGGGUGUGUGCUUCUAUUAUUACUGGUGAGAAUAGAUCUCUAGUGUCCAGUCUUGGGGCAGCAAACUACCUUAACGUGGACUUCCUGGAUGACCCAGAGACAUGGGCCCUGGUGGAGAAGGCUCAGUUCUACUACAUUGGGGGGUUUGUGUUUCCUGUUUGCACUGAAGCUAUAAUGAAAAUUGCCAAACAUGCUGCUGAGAAGAAAAAGACUCUUGUUAUGAAUCUUUCAGCUGGAUUUCUGUGUAGAUAUUUUGCUGAUCCAGAUAUUGAUAUAAUGCCUUACAUCGAUAUAUUAAUUGGGAAUGAGAAUGAGGCUGAGCGUUUCACAAGCCGCGCAGGAAUAGAGACUGAUGACCUAAAAGAGAUGGCCUCAAAGACAGUAGAUCUGCCAAAGAAGAACAAAGACCGUAAGCGAAUUGUCCUGUUUACACAAGGUAGAGACCCUAUGGUGGCUGCAGCUGGAGGGGAAGUCAAGGAAUACCCUGUAACUCCUGUGGAUCCCUCUAUAAUCAAAGACACCAAUGGCUGUGGAGAUGCAUUCAUGGGUGGUUUUCUGUCUCAAGUGGUGCAGGGCAGGCCUAUAGAGGACUGUAUUCGCUGUGGCCAGUAUGCUGCUAAGACUGUCAUACAACACUGGGGAUGCAACUAUCCAGACACACCAGACUUCAAAUAACAUGUACACAUAUGUAUACAGGGGCAUGCAUGCACAGUAAAAUGCAACUCCUCAAGAUUUGGAUUAAUUUAAAAGGCAAUCUAAAUAAAGAAAAACAAGAUGGGGAUUUUUCAAUGUAUGUUGGGUAUUACGGAUUGUAUUUCUCCUUUUAAAAAUGAUAAUUGUAACAAGCAGCCCUGGCUGGUCUGUCCAUUUAAAAUUAUUUGCAUUGUUCAACCAAAAUACACCAAUUUUCCUUAAAAUCAUUUGAUUACACCAUAAUCAUUUUAUAAAAUGCAUGCUUACUGUAUAGCUAGAAUUCUUGAAUCAUUCAUCAUUAAUUAAUAUAUUCCAGUGGAAUAGUCUGUGCUCCCGUUUAAAUUAAGUGAAGUUUUUAUUCCUGUAACUAGCAUAUUUUGUUUACUAGUAAAUGUUAAUGAAUGAGAAAUAG